This is a messenger RNA of Annulohypoxylon maeteangense, 1012 nucleotides long. RefSeq lists its product as uncharacterized. The record is from RefSeq and is a predicted model, not a curated record. Lineage: Eukaryota; Fungi; Ascomycota; Sordariomycetes; Xylariales; Hypoxylaceae. The transcript has a single exon. The coding region runs from base 90 to 701 and encodes 203 amino acids.
GCUGUAACUGCUGCAGCACCUUCUCUAGCGAUGAUGUGUUCGAUUACAACGAGUAGUACUCAGGGGUAGACACAGACGGCGACAUUAAGAUGGAAGACGCACCAUCAGACAGCAGAACACCAUCUCCCCUUCCCUAUAACUUCGUCCAUGUCCCCAUCCGCGCCAUUCACGAUGCUUUCCUACAGCAUUUCGUCCCGUAUGAUAACCCCGCCGUUUUCGAGGUGCGGCCGAUACAUUGGCACCGUAAACACGAGGGCAUCUUCCUCUUCCGCUAUACGGACUUUCGCGGUUGGCCUGCCGUUCAACCAGCUGCGACCGAGCGGCGAAUUAGAAAUUACUUCCGACCGCUAGUCUACGAGGAGCAGAGGUGCGGCGCCGUGGAUACCCUAUUACUCGAUGCCCGCGCCUGGUCCUGUUGGGCCCAAGGCUUCACACACCUCGAGCCGGAGCUAAGGUGGGUGCUGACGCUCAUAUUCGACCUCAUAGGCAUCAUCAUCGCAAAGCAGAUGGCGACGGGAACGAGAAUACCGGUUACACCAGGAGGUAAUGUGGAUAUGGAGGCAGAUGAUCAAUCGGGAAAAUUGUUCUGGGAAGGUCGGUAUUAUCUUCACAACCUCAUGGCCGUGGUGAAAGAAAUGAAGACGACGUUCGGUGUCCCAAAUUUGACGAUCCCGCGAUUACCUUGGUUGGAUGGGAACUGAGUGGCUUCUGAAGGAUGGGUCUACUUUUUCGCUCCGGCUUUAUUCUAUUUUGUCUUCUUGUAGCGUUUAGUGCUUUUUUUUAUUUGGUAUAGGUAGAUUGGGGAAAUGAGCGUGUGGAUUCUUAAAUGCUGCUUUUUUUUUAUAUGUUGAUGAGGAUAAGGGAUAGGUGCUUUACGCUGAGGUGACUUGCGAACAUUGCGUAACAGGUCACUAACAGGUACGUAUUAACUUUCUCAGAUUCUAAGAUCCUGAUACAGAUAUAGGUAUCUAUAUAACUGCCUCAUAGAUCAAACACAAGAGACUCAGGUUUC